CUGACUGUUUUCUUCUCUUUACAAUAUUCCCCAUAAGUUUUCCUCUUCUCUGCUGUUCAUUUACUCUACCCCCUCUUCAUUUGUCCUUCUCUAGUCUUCCAAUUGAGAGGCUCUUUAGCCUCUGCUUCCUGUUUCAUUUUCUCUUGCCAGUACAAGUUCCUGCCUCGGACUUCUGGGCUUUCACAUAUCAAGUUAGCCUAGCUGCUCCAUCAUGGCAAGCCUAAAGCGGGCCAGCAAACUAAUGGAGGAUGUGACCUGCCCCAUCUGCAUAGAAAUUCUACGGGAUCCUGUCACCAUUGACUGUGGGCACAACUUCUGCCUGCAAUGCAUCAAUCAGGUUGGGAAAACUACAGAAAACCUCCAAUGUCCGCUCUGCAAACUCCCUGUGAAUAAGAAUAUGUUGAGGCCCAAUAAGCUGUUGGCUAGUAUUGCAGAGAAAAUCCAGGCUAUGGAUCCUGCUGAGUUCCAAACAGAAGAAGAGCCAAGAUGUCGGAAGCACAAAGAAAAGUUCCAUUAUUUCUGUGAGAAGGAUGGAGAGUUCCUCUGCUUGGUGUGUCGUGACUCCAAGGACCACAAAACCCAUGAACUUACCGUGAUAGAUGAGGCUGCCCAGCACUACAAGAUGCAGAUUGAGACACAGCUCCAGCAUUUGGGGCAAAAGGACAAGGAAAUAAUUAAAGAGAAAAAGAAAGGUGAAGGAGCAAUCCAGGUGUUCAGGGCCCAGGUACAUCUAGAGAGACUAAAGAUCCUUGAGGAAUUUAAACAUGUGCGCCAGAGACUGGAAGAGGAAGAGAGAUUCCUCCUGUCCAGGCUGAGCUGGCUGGAGCAGGAGGGAGUCAAGCAGAUAGAAGAGUAUGUCACUGACACAGACGAACAGCUGACCACCCUCAGAGACCUCACAAGGUCCCUGAAAAAUAGGCUACAAGCGCCAUCGAUGGAGCUACUGGAGGACAUCAAAAACACCUUGGGCAGGGGUAAAGAAUUUCAGUUUCACAACCCAACCCCAGUUCCUAUGAACCUGGAGAAAAAAAUCAAUGAAGCCAAAGCAAGACACGAGUCCAUCAUAGAAAGUCUGAAGAAAUUAACAGACAACCUGAACACUGAAGGGAAGGAAGAUAAAAGCACAUUCCUGAACAGCCUGGAUGAAAAGGACAAGGAGAACUGGCGCCUGUUACAGAAGAAUAAGUCAGAGUUGCUCAGCUCAGUACCUAUGACCCUGGACUCCACUUCAGCUGACCCAAACCUCACCUUUUCUCAGGAUCUAAAGAAAGCAAGCUUGUAUGUCAUCGAUGGCACAUUGAAUACGCAAGCAAAACCUCGACAAUUCUAUCCUUUCCACUGUGUGAGGGGCUCCCCAGGCCUCUCCUCAGGCCGUGUGUUGUGGGAGGUGGAAAUCCAGGGACCCCCAGAUAGGGUUGGCAUAGUGGGUGUGGUCGCCGAGUUGCCUCGGGGGUCCCAGAUUCAGAACUCUGAGUCAUGCUGCUUGUGGGCGUUGCGGAUCUCGUCCUCUGGAUGUCAGCCAAUCACCAACUGCAGUAUCCAGGAGAAUCUGCCAAUCUGUCUUAGGAAAGUGGGCGUCUAUGUGGAUUAUGACCGUGGAGAUAUCGUCUUCUAUGAUGCCAUCACUAGCAAACACAUCUACACCUUCCAAACUUCCUUUGACAGACAGGUCUUCCCCCUUUAUGGGCUCCUAAAGGCCCGCAGCUCUAUCACCCUGAGCCUCUAGGGAUGCACCCAUGUGGGUCCCUCAGUCUCUUCCCCACCCAUCCCUCAUGAUCGAAUGAGAUGCAAGUGGCAGAAAGAAGCUUGGCCCUGCUUGGGCACACUACACACCCCACACACCCUACACACCCUACACACUCUACACACACAACACAUCCCAUACAACGUAUACACCAUAUACACCCUACACACACUGCACACCCUACACACCCCACACACCCUACACACAAUACACACCCCACACAUGCCACACACCCUAUACACAAUACACAUGCUAUACACCCCCACACUUUAACACCCUACACACACUUCUUUCUGUGAGUAAAGAAGACAGUGGAAUCUCCAAAUACUAACCAUAAGGCUUUUCAUUGCUGAACUUCAUAAAAGGACAUGAUUAGAAAUGGCCAAACUUCAGCAACAGCCCAUUGGGAAAUAUCUGGACACUCCCUGCUUGAGAUGCAAGUCCAAGACGCUGCCCAGCACCCUGCCUGCCCCUUUCUCUACUUCAUUACCUGCAGUUCCUAUGACUCUGAACUUGAGCACCCGGCUCUGGCUCUUUCUUGAAGUCUGAGAACCAGAGGCUACAUGCAGAAUCAGCCAGUCCUGUGCCAGUUUGUAGACAGGACAGUCUUCAAUCAGGGCUAUAACCUUUUGAAAAUUCAAAGCAAUGUUGUCACCCUCAACAACUCUGCCUUCAAAUUAAAAACAAAAUUGUAAACCACUCUUCAUGUUGAUUUAAUUUCUAAUUUUGUCUUAGGCCACAUCCAUAGCCAUCCUUGGCCUCCAUUGAACCUCCAGCCUCAGACAGGUUACUACUAGAAUAGAUUGAUAGUCGGGGAGAGUGUGAAACCACACA
Microtus oregoni (creeping vole) is the source of this 2578-nucleotide messenger RNA. RefSeq names its product E3 ubiquitin-protein ligase TRIM31-like. Gene Ontology annotation, molecular function: protein binding; zinc ion binding. The coding region runs from base 212 to 1726 and encodes 504 amino acids. The record is from RefSeq and is a predicted model, not a curated record. Lineage: Eukaryota; Metazoa; Chordata; Mammalia; Rodentia; Cricetidae. The transcript has 8 exons.